AUGCGCUGCCUAGCCUUGCUUUCAUUACUGGCGCUAGCCGUGAACAUUUCAGCCAAGACAACAAACACCGACGAGGCUGCAAGCUCCACAGAGGCCACGAAAGUCACGCAAUCUAUACUUAUACUCACUGUUGGCGUGGUACCCCUCACGACGACAUUUACGCCGCCAGCAACAUGUACAGAAGCUCGACUUUCGCAACUCGCGUCGCCAGGCUACGAGCUAUGGGUUAACGAACCUCAACCCGUGGCCGGGAACCAAAGCACCGAUUGCUACCCCUCUCAAUUUAUGAAGGGAUACACCAGCAUCGCAAACGAGUCGAGUUCGAUCGCACCGCUUAUGAGCCCGUUGGUAUGUCCCAAAGGGUGGCAUACGGCGAAGGAAUUCACGAGUGGCUAUAUUGCCUGCUGCGCAAGUGGCUACCUCCUCGCACCGCCCUCUGUCACAUCUGACUCCAACCGACCGGCAUAUGGAGGGACUUGCUACAGCAAUUUCAAGGCCGGACAGACGACGACGGUCACAGCUUACGAUAACGAGGAUGUCACUGGAACGGUCGAGUGGAUCGCACAAUCGUCGGCUGAUCAGGCGUACGGCCAUGUCAUUGAUGGAUUUGCUCUCGAUUUACUCCCGGUUAGCACUACCAUGGCGACUACCAUGGUGACCACCACAUCGAAGACUACUACCUCAUCCGAAACUCCGUCGGAGACUGAGUCCCAGCCUGCCUCGUCAGGUGGGUCAAGCAGUGUUCCUGGUGGUACUGUUGCUGGAAUUGUCGUUGCCUGCCUGGUAGGAGUUCCAGCUAUUCUCUUUGUCGCGUUCUGGCUGCGUCGUCGACGUCUGCAACGACGACCUCAGAAGUCAAUUGGAGAGCUUGACGGCAACCCUGACGGUGGUUUCAACGGCCACAGCAUUACCAUUGUAGCCGGAAAGGCUGCGUACUAUCCCGGCGCCACGAUAGCCCACGAAGUACCAGCAGACAACGAUAGUUUGAAGUCGGAAGUCCAUUCGGGAGUCAGCCCGCUUUCUCCUGAGUCAUUAGCUCAGCGAGAAGCUGCCAUUGGGGGCGUGCGCGGCGAUAACAGAACGGUGCACGCGGAAUUAGAUGCUGGGUGGAAGGGAUAUGAGGCUCAAUAAAGGAAUAGCAUGUCAGACAUCUACGACAGCAUGAUUACAGGAUGGAGGACUGGUAGUGUUUGGGAGUAGGAGGAGCCUUGUUGGCAUUGUGGCAUUUGGAGUUGACGGCGUCUGGAGUUCAACCACGAUCAGGACAAUUGCAUGUCAAACUUCAUUUCAAUCUAGCUUAG
Ilyonectria robusta is the source of this 1301-nucleotide messenger RNA. RefSeq lists its product as uncharacterized. Bases 1 to 1131 code for a protein of 376 amino acids. The record is from RefSeq and is a predicted model, not a curated record. Lineage: Eukaryota; Fungi; Ascomycota; Sordariomycetes; Hypocreales; Nectriaceae. The transcript has 3 exons.